AUGGAAAAAUGGGAAAAGAAGAGAAAUGUAGAGACUAGAGAAGAAAAAAGAAGAAAAGGAGAGGAAAAGAGAAAGGAGACAAAAAGUAAAAAAGAAAAGAAGGAAGGCAAGAAUAUCAAGAGAAUAAGAAAUGAGAGCAAAGAAAGAAGAAAAAAACACAAAAAAGAGGACCAAGAAAAGCAAGAAAGGAGAAAAAAGACGAUAAAGGAUAAGAAAAGGAGAGAAAGGACAAAUGAAAAAAGGGACAGAAAAGAAAGAAAGAAAAAUAAAGAAGAGAAAAAACUAGAAACGAGAAGUAAGGCAAAAAAGAGAGAAAAGACAGAAAGAAAGAAAGGAGAUAAAUGGAGAAAAGAGAUAAAGGAAAGAAGUGAAAAAAAGGAGAAGAAAAUCAAAGAAAAAAUAACAAAAAAAGAGACGAAAAGAAAAGGAAAGAAAAGAUACUUAGGAGAACGGAGAGCAUCUAAAAUUUACAACAGUUCAGCUGAAAAGUUUACAAUCAAUUUUUAACAAGUGAGAAAUUUUUAAAUGGGGUCUCUGUAAGAAAGUGGUGGUUAUCAGAAAAUUUUUCAAGAGCAGUCAGUACUCAAAGCAAAAAAAAAUAAGAAACAAUUAAAUUUUUAAAAAUGUUUAAAGAGAGCAAUUGAAACUCGUGAAAGUUUAUCAAUAUAAAACAUUGGUUAGAAUGACAUUAAACUUGAGACUUUUGGUAAAACAUUGCCACAAGCAUUUUUUAAACAAUUGAAAUAUUGACAGUGACAAGUUUCACUGCUUGUGGCUUCAAAAACCCUCGAUAACCUAGAAAGGUUCUGCUGAA
Rhopilema esculentum is the source of this 814-nucleotide messenger RNA. Lineage: Eukaryota; Metazoa; Cnidaria; Scyphozoa; Rhizostomeae; Rhizostomatidae. The record is from RefSeq and is a predicted model, not a curated record.